GGGCCUCCGCUUGCAGGCGCCCCUCGGGGCCGGCGGCUGGGGGACUGGGGGCCUCCGCUUGCAGGCGCCGCGGGCCCGGGAGCCAGGGGCGUGCCCAGAACGCUGCUGGUGAGAUGGAACAAUGCUGAGCUGUCGUCUUGCACCCUCGGGACUGGUGGAGCUCAGGCUGCACCGAGCCACACAGUGUGUCCCUGAGUCCUGACCUGGUCACUGGGAGGGGACACUGUCCAUGUCCCACAGGUGGAGAACCUGAACCUAACCACGGCUGACGGCCACGUGCCGGUCCCUGGGCCCCUCUGGCUUCUUCUGUGGGUUGUGGUGGAGUCCACAUGCGGCCCUGUGAAUCGGGUGCUAAGACCCUCAUUUCACAGAUGAAGAAACUGAGGUGCCGAGCGACUAAGCAACCUGCCAUAGCUGCAGAGGAUUGGCGGGCAUUUAAACCCAGGACUGGCUGAGCCCAAAGCCUCUUAGCAAAGCCUCUGUGAGGGCGGGGGCUACCACAAGCUGGAGCAAUUGGAGUCCUCUGGGGCUUCUGGCCGUGCCUGGUGUCUGCAGAGGUGCUGCGUCUCAGCAGGUGGCCCUAGUGAAGCCUCUGCCCCAGCGCUCAGGUGCCCACCUGCGUGGGAGAAAUUUGGGGAGAAUAAGAGAUGCUGCUUUUCCGUCUCAAAACCAGGCAGUGUGGGAGACGUCCGGGCCCCAGGGAAUCCCCAUUUCCUGUGCUGUGGAGGGGUUCCCAAAGUCCCUCUCUGGCCCCUCAGCCCCAGUCAGAGCUGGGGGACUUUGUGGAGGGACCUGGGACAACAUUUCCGUCUUUCUGACCGUGAAGGUCAGUACAGCUCUGGCCUGAGAUUCAGGGACCAGUUCCUGUGGCCGCCGGUUAACCUUCUGCGUGCUCCGGGGCACAGCCAUGCGGCCCCUCCCCUCCUCAGUCUCCCUUGGCGCAAGAUGAAGGGGUUGUGCUCAGAGGCCUCUAAGGGCCCUUGCACACCCCCGUUGUAAGGAUUUCAGCUCACAUUCUUACCCUUACUGUGUUACUUCCCUUGGCUGGGCUUAGACCAGCUGGGGUUGCAAAUGUGUAUGUGUGUGAGGUGGGGUGAGGGGAGGAAUAAAAAUUUACUGUAAAAAUUCUUAAAACUGAUCGGAGUCAAGCACCAGAGAACUCAGCAAGUUAACAGUCCCAGAUGCUGGUCACAGUCCCGUAGACAGAGGCGGUGAGUCGUCUUCAGUAAGAUGUCCCCUUAAUUAAUCAGUGCCCAGAGACAGACGUGAGCGGGAGGUGCUGCAUCCUGGCACCUGUCGGGCAGUGCGGGUGUGUUUACAGGCCUAGUGGAAGCAGUUAGCCGUCAUUUCGGGAAACCCAGGCUUGGAUUUUUAAGUGCCUGGGAGGGGCUCGUUCUGAAGGAGUCCGAGUCAUGACUCCCACAAAGCAGUCACCGCCAUGUGUGUAUUUUUGUAACUUUCCACAUCUUAGAACAACCUGCAGUAGGGGCCCUUGUUUUGAUGUGCUCUGUGCCCAGAGACAGCAUCUCAAGUGUGAGUCUCCAGAACGUAGUUCCUCCCUGUACACUGCGAGGGCUGCAGGUGGAAAGCCCGUAUGUUGCCUGCCCACGGUGGGCCCACGUGACCCAGUCCGGCAGUGCCUGCCCUGCUGUCCCCUCCCCUCCCCGCAGCUGCCCGUUCCCGGCUCCCGCCUGUGUCUGUACGAGGACGGCUCGGAGCUGACCGCAGAUCGUUUCUGCAGCAUCCCAGACGGCGCGGAGCUCGUGCUUCUCACCACGGGCCAGACCUGGCAGGGCUGUGUCCUAGUAACUCCCGAGGGCAGAAGGGAGGCCUCUGGCACUGGCGUGUUCCAGAAGCCGCACGCAGGGCUCAUCCAGGCCGCCCGGCAGCUGCUCUCCGACGAGCGGGCCCCGCUGCGGCAGAAGCUCCUGGCCGACCUCCUGCACACCGUCAGCGAGAACAUCGCGGCCGAGACCAGGGCCGAGGACCCGCCGUGGUUCGAAGGCUUGGAGGCCCGGUUUCGGAACAAGUCUGGCUACCUGAGGUACAGCUGCGAGAGCCGGAUCCGGAGCUACCUGAGAGAGGUAACCUCCUGUGCCUCCUUGGUUGGUGGGGAGGCUCAGGAGGAGUACCAGCGGAUCGUGGGCGCCAUGUGCCGGAAGCUGCAGGAGGCGCGGUACCAUGGCAGCUACUUCGACAGAGGGGCUAAGGCGGGCGGCCGGCUCUGCACGCCCGAAGGCUGGUUCUCCUGCCAGGGCCCCUUUGACGUGGAUGACUGUGCCUCCAGACACUCCAUCAACCCCUACAGCAACAGGGAGAGCCGGGUCCUCUUCAGCACCUGGAACCUGGACCACAUAAUAGAGAAGAGGCGCACGGUGGUGCCCACGCUGGCCGCGGCCGUCCGCGGCGCGCAGGGCCGCGAGGUGGACUGGGAGUACUUCUACGGCCUGCUCUUCACCUCCGAGAACCUCAAGUUGGUGCACAUCGCCUGCCACAAGAAGACCACCCACCACCGCCGCUGCGACCCCAGCAGGCUCUACCGAGCCCGGGCGGCGCCGAGGAGGAAGCGCCCGGCCCGCAAGCGCCCGUGACACGGACUUGUCAGCGGUGCCAGCCGCCACUCCUGGGAAGAGCUUGCCGAGCUCGCCCUGCAGACCCUGGCUUUCCGCGCAUUUCUGAAGCUGCUUCCCCACCUCUGCGAGCCCAGCUGCCAAGGACGAGUCUGGGCGCUCCCGGGAGGCGCGGGGUCGGGCGCCGCCCGCUCCCGCCUCCCCAGUCGGUGCCCCUGCCUGCCUGGCCCCUCGGGCUCAGGGAACCUGCUGUUUGGGCUUCAGCUCCACUGUGUCUCUGAUCUCAGGGAAACGAUGCUCCAUCCUCUGACUCUUCGAAGUGCUGGGGAGAGUUGUAGGGGGGCCGCCGGACCAAAGGCAGCUGCGUCUCUGUGGGUCAGAGACGGUCAGACACUAUUUCAUGUUCGGCCUUACACGGCUGCGUCCUGCAGAACCGCGCGGCAGCUUCAGGCGUUUACGUGAGAAACGGGAAGCUGGCUGUCAGGUGGCACGAGGCCGUGCCCAGUGUGACACCAGUGUCUGUCACUCCACAUGCUGGUCGUGCGAAGCCCGUCACAAAUGGACGCACCGCCUGUGCACAGCAGGGGUCCCGGGGGGCGGGGGGUGGCGCAACUGGCUCAGGAAGGACUAGUGUUCUAAGGCACACGUUUUAUAGUACUUGAAGUUUUUGAAACGAGCAUUUAUUUCAUGUUUUUAAAACUUACUUUUUUAAAGUUACGUUUUGUAGUAUUUUAAUUUUUACACUUACUGUAAAAUUACAAAAAGCAAUAAAGAUUUUUAAAAAAUA
Messenger RNA from Camelus dromedarius (Arabian camel), 3357 nucleotides. RefSeq names its product DNA fragmentation factor subunit beta (gene DFFB). Gene Ontology annotation, cellular component: cytoplasm; nucleus. The transcript has 7 exons. The coding region runs from base 1413 to 2591 and encodes 392 amino acids. Gene Ontology annotation, molecular function: DNA endonuclease activity. Gene Ontology annotation, biological process: apoptotic process; apoptotic DNA fragmentation. The record is from RefSeq and is a predicted model, not a curated record. NCBI's taxonomy places the organism in Eukaryota, Metazoa, Chordata, Mammalia, Artiodactyla, Camelidae.